AGAAGACUCCCACAGCAAACACGUUUCUAGGAAGGUGCGUACAAGAACAGAACGUUAUAAUACCGGCAGGGUAGCUGAGGGACAGACAGGCACUCUGAUUUGAGAGCAAGACACAAUCUGCGACAGAGCUAGACAGCCACGCAGACAGACGCGUUUGCACAAUCAGCAACAGACUGAUAGACUGACAGACAGAGAGAUAGACUGACAGACAGAGAGAUAGACUGACAGACAGAGAGAUAGACUGACAGUCAGAGAGAUAGACUGACAGACAGAGAGAUAGACUGACAGACAGAGAGAUAGACUGACAGUCAGAGAGAUAGACUGACAGACAGAGAGAUAGACUGACAGACAGAGAGAUAGACUGACAGACAGAGAGAUAGACUGACAGACGGAGAGAUAGACUGACAGACAGAGAGAUAGACUGACAGACAGAGAGAUAGACUGACAGUCAGAGAGAUAGACUGACAGACAGAGAGAUAUACUGACAGACAGAGAGAUAGACUGACAGACAGAGAGAUAGACUGACAGACAGAGAGAUAGACAGGCGCGCAAGCAAACUUUAAUACAAACCGUCCCAGCCGGUAUUACACACACACAGUCGCUCUCACUCUCCCUCCCAGUCCCGCAGCGAUGCUGGUGUCCCUCGCUCUCCUCGUCCUGGGCUCAGCGCUCUUUCUCAGCUUGGUUCUUCGGCGGGGUGUCGGGAAGACUCUGCGCAUCCCCUGCGCCGCCUCUCCAGCAGCCCGCAUGCCCGGACCGUGGGCUCUGCCGGGUCUCGGCAACCUGCUCGAUCUGGGGCGAAGAGACCUGCCGGAGCAUCUCAACAGACUAGCGAGGCGGUACGGCGACAUCUACCGGCUGCGCAGCGGAAACACUGAUAUCGUGGUGUUGAACAGCACUGAACUGAUCCGUGAAGCUCUGCUCAAGAAAUGGUCCGACUUCGCUGGACGCCCGCACUCUUAUACAGCGGAGUGCAUCUCGUUCGGAGGGAAGGACCUGUCCCUGGGUGAUUACUCCCCCUUGUGGCGAGCUCAGAGAAGGCUGGUCCACGGUGCACUGCAGCGCUGCCGAGCCACAAACCUGGAGAGUGUGGUGACCAGAGAAGCCAGACAACUGAGUCAGGAGUUGUCCCGCUAUGCCGGCCGUGCAGUGGACCUGUCCUGUGAUUUCUCCAUGUGCUCCUGCAACAUCAUCUGUACCCUCACCUUCGGAACCCGGUUUGAGAAGGAGGACAGUGAGUUUGUUGGUAUCCACGCGUGUCUCAAUGAGAUUGUGGCGCUGUGGGGGUCUCCUCUGAUCAACGCACUCGACUCCUUCCCUCUGCUCAGAAAGCUUCCGAACCCUGCAUUUUCCAGGCUGCUGCAUGCUGUGAGCCGCAGAGACGAGAUUGUGAGCAAUCACAUCCAGCAGCACAAGGACAGGGCUGGGUAUGACGAUGCAGCUGACAUCACCGAUGCCCUGCUGCAGUCCCUGUCCCAGCCUGCGGAGGUGAUGGAGAGCCAGGAGCGAGUCACAGAGCAGCACAUCCACAUGAGCAUCGUGGACCUGUUCAUCGGAGGCACUGAGACCACCGCAGCCUGGCUGUGCUGGGCUAUAGCCUUCCUGCUGCACCGGCCAGAGGUGCAGGAGCAGGUGUACUCUGAGCUGUGUGAUGUGCUGGGCUCCCAGCGCUACCCUCUGUACAGCGACCGAGACCGGCUGCCCUUCCUCACCGCCACCAUCAACGAGGUGCUGAGACUCAGACCAGUGGCGCCCCUUGCAGUACCGCACAGGGCCACUAGGGACAGCAGCAUCGCCGGGUACUUCAUCCCUAAAGACACAGUCGUGAUCCCAAACCUGUACGCAGCACACCACCACCCCAGGGAAUGGACUGAUCCACACAGCUUCAGACCUGAGCGCUUUGUGAGCAGUCUUGCCCCGCGGGUGCCCCUGCAGUGUCUGCUCCCCUUUGGCGUGGGAGCGAGGCUCUGCCUGGGCGAGGCUGUAGCCAGGAUGGAGCUCUUCCUCUUCACCGCACACCUGCUGCGCGACUUCAAAUUCCUUCCCCCGCACGGCCAGGGCCCCCCAGACCUCACUGGACAGGCCGGCAUCGUGCUCAAGGCCCGCCCCUUCCUGGUCAGGGCCCUCCCUCGACCAGGACUUCCUGUCUAGAGAGGAGAAUGGGGAGGGUUUAUUGAAAAAUGACAUGGAAGGGGCGUGGCUUAGUAUGCAGGAUUGAUUUUAAGAUUUUAAUGUAACAUAUAAAGCUCUAAAUGGGAUGGCUCCAGAUUAUUUGACAGAGAUGUUGACUCCCUAUGAGCCUCGACAGGUAUUGAGGUCUGCUAGUUGUGCCCUUCUCUGUGUUCCAAGGGCGAGGCUAAAGAGGAAGGGAGCAGCAGCCUUGUGUGUUCAAGCCCCUCGACUCUGGAACUCCCUGCUGAGUCAGUUAGAAGAGAUCCCUCCCUGGAAAUGUUCAAAUCCAGGCUCAAGACAAAUCUGUAUAACUUAGCCUUUUAAUUCCCACUUUUUAAGCUUAUUUGUAUUUGUAUUUUAUUCUAUUUUUUAUUGUAUUUUUAAAAUAUACUGCUCUGUUUUUAACUGUCUGUAAAGAGCUUUGAACCAUUGUGUAUGAAAUGCACUCUAUAAAUAAAGAUUAUUAUUAUUAUUAUUA
Messenger RNA from Acipenser ruthenus (sterlet), 2650 nucleotides. RefSeq names its product steroid 21-hydroxylase-like. Gene Ontology annotation, biological process: progesterone metabolic process; hormone biosynthetic process. Lineage: Eukaryota; Metazoa; Chordata; Actinopteri; Acipenseriformes; Acipenseridae. The coding region runs from base 631 to 2151 and encodes 506 amino acids. Gene Ontology annotation, molecular function: iron ion binding; steroid 17-alpha-monooxygenase activity; heme binding. The transcript is spliced from 10 exons. The record is from RefSeq and is a predicted model, not a curated record.